AUGGCUAAAUGGAGUCAGCGAAUAUACUUGGAGAGAAAUUUUUGGUGCGCUGGUGAAUUCAAAGUAUCGGUGGUGUAUUGCUUAUCCGAAUUUGAAUUACUCUUCUCUCUGAAUGAUGUUCCGCUUCUCCAACUUUUUUUGGGCAAAACCUCUGUUUCGUCUGGAGGCAAUAGUGGAUUCUCGGAUGUGGUCACCUCUCUCUUUAUCUCUUCCUUUUCCUUUUUCAACUUGUUGAGCUCUUGCAUUAAGAGUUCAGUCUCACUUUCACUAUCAGACUCCUCAUCUUCGCUCUCAUCUGAUAUGCCCCUUUCAGAUUCAGAACUCUGUUCACUGUUAUUUGACCCUUUUGCUGAUAAUGUAUCUUUGCCAUCGCCUUCUUCAUAUUUGGAGCGCUUUCGCGAUUCUUCUAGUUCAGUAACCGCUCUCUUUCCUAGACUUGAAUCAACAUGCUUCCCCACUAUAUCCAGUCUAAGUUUCAUGGAAAGCUGUCCAGGUAGAGCACGCGAGUGUUUGAUGCUAUCUUUGAUUUCAUUUGAGCGACCCCUUUUGCUUUCUAGAGUUGGCCUGUGA
Messenger RNA from Clavispora lusitaniae ATCC 42720, 570 nucleotides. NCBI's taxonomy places the organism in Eukaryota, Fungi, Ascomycota, Pichiomycetes, Serinales, Metschnikowiaceae. The record is from RefSeq and is a predicted model, not a curated record.